AUGCCCACUCCCAUUGAGGACAAUCCUCUUCUCUCCAUAAAUGUGAAGUUGUGGAAAUUCCUGUCCGUCCUCUUAGUACGCGAUUGGAGUCGUUGUGUCGCUCUUGUGGCGCCAGUGUGCCUGAUGAACGCAAUGCAAUUCGUUUAUUUGUAUCAACAAUGGGGCGAUUUGGCCACUUUCAUUCUGAAUACCUUCUUUGCGGUGUCCAUAUUCAAUGCCUUGCUGCGAACGUGCUUUGUCAUCAGGAAUCGAGAUAAAUUUGAGGCACUUAUGCAGGAAUUGGUAACACUAUACGACAAUAUACAAGCCACUGGGGAUGAGCAUGCAAAGAGCGUGCUAGCAGAAGCCACCAGGUCAACAAGAAAUAUAUCAAUCUUCAAUUUGGCUGCUUCGUUUUCCGACAUAAUAGUGGCUAUGGGAUAUCCACUUUUUCGUGACCAAAGAAUUCAUCCUUUUGGAGUUGCAUUGCCCGGCAUAGACGUCACCCGCUCUCCACUUUAUGAAAUCCUCUAUGUUGCCCAGCUUCCCUCCCCCUUCACUUUGAGCUCAAUGUAUAUGCCUUAUGUAAGUCUUUUCGCAUCUUUUGCAAUGUUUGGCAAAGCAGCACUGCAGAUUUUGCAAAAUAAUCUCAGAAAUUUAUGCGAAAAUAUGCAACACAAAAGUGAGCCGGAAUUGUUCGAUACGCUGCGUGCGAAUAUAGCCUACCACGCCAGAAUUGCUAAAUAUGUCAAUGAUUUUAAUGAAUUAGUUACUUAUAUGGUACUCGUGGAAUUUCUACUCUUCAGCUGCGUUAUUUGCUCACUACUUUUCUGCAUAAAUAUUACUAAUUCAGCGGCAGAAAAAAUGUCUAUUGUUAUGUAUAUUGGCACAAUGUUGUAUGUGCUCUUUACCUAUUACUGGCAAGCUAAUGGUAUUUUGGAAAUGAGCCUCCUUGUCUCAGACGCAGCUUACGAAAUGCAAUGGUACAAUUGUAGCCAGCGAUUCAAGCGAACCUUACUCAUAUUCAUAACACGCACUCAAAGACCACUACAGAUCCGCGUUGGCAAAAUGUCCCCAAUGACAAUGGAGGUGUUUCAAUCGUUGCUAAACACAUCAUAUUCUUAUUUUACACUUUUGUAUAAUCUGUACAACGAUUAAUGCAAUAUUUUGGAACAUUAUAAAUUAAAUUAA
This is a messenger RNA of Rhagoletis zephyria (snowberry fruit fly), 1170 nucleotides long. It is a transcript of the gene Or43a, whose product is annotated as Odorant receptor 43a. The record is from RefSeq and is a predicted model, not a curated record. Gene Ontology annotation, cellular component: plasma membrane. NCBI's taxonomy places the organism in Eukaryota, Metazoa, Arthropoda, Insecta, Diptera, Tephritidae. Gene Ontology annotation, molecular function: odorant binding; olfactory receptor activity. Gene Ontology annotation, biological process: detection of chemical stimulus involved in sensory perception of smell; sensory perception of smell.